UCUGGUAUCUGGAUAUCAAAUGAAGGAAGUAAGCGUGACUUUGGAUCCAGACAUGGGUAGCCCGCAGUACUCCCUAACCGAUGGUGAUAUACGUCUGAAGCAAGAUGUCCCUAUAGAUCUUUCUGGGCCUGGUGAUGUCCCCAACCUCCUUCCUUAUGUGUUGGGGUGUAAUGUAUUCACCACAGGCCGCCACUGCUGGGUAGUCACGGUUGUCGGUGAGGAUGACUGGGCUGUGGGCGUGGCCAGGAGUUCUGUGAGGAGGAACGGGAGAAGAAGCAGGGGCGUCUUUAGCCCCACAGGAGGGAUCUGGGCGAUAGGCAAGUGGGAAGGCGGCUAUGCAAUGUUCAGCUCGCCCAAAGAACCUGUGCCCAUGAACGGCGAGGUGCUGAAGAGAAUCCGAGUGUCCUUGAACUGCGACGGGAAGCAGGUGUCUUUUGCCAACGCUGACAGUGGCACUGUCCUUGCCAAGUUCCAGGCAGCUUCAUUCUUGGGGGAGCCCCUUCACCCCAUCUUCUGGGUGGAAGGAGACACCAAGCUCUCUUUUCCCUCCUGAGGCAGCCAUGUUUCACCCCAUAGGCCCUCCUGCCCACUGACCUCCAGCCUCUUGUUCCUCACUUCACAUUUCCCUCUACCACUGUUCUUCACCCCUAACUCUACCACCCAUGGAAAUGACGGUUCUCGUGUGACAUUGUAGGCCGAAUCUUUGUAUUCACUUUAAUAUGUUUAAGGGAGUUUCUCAGCCGAUGAGGAACCCCCUGUGAGAUUUUCGUUUUUCCCAGCGAGAGAAUCGGAUCCUGAUGUGAGGAGGGUUGGGGGUUGAACCCAGUAAAUUCAGGGUUUAGUAUUCCAUAAGAGAACACUCCUUUAUUAUUAUUAUUAAUCACAAUAAUCUGUUUUAUAGUUGAGAAUGAAGCAGAUCCAGCUGUUCAUUUUUUAAAGAACAAAGAGCACAUCUAUUCACUCUUUUCCUUUGUUUAGGGCAUGUGAAUGAUGGCCUU
Molecule: messenger RNA, 998 nt
Organism: Zootoca vivipara (common lizard)
Lineage: Eukaryota; Metazoa; Chordata; Lepidosauria; Squamata; Lacertidae
Product: zinc finger protein RFP-like
Molecular function (GO): zinc ion binding; protein binding
Source: RefSeq, a predicted model, not a curated record